This is a messenger RNA of Phycodurus eques (leafy seadragon), 4378 nucleotides long. RefSeq names its product rap1 GTPase-activating protein 2-like. Lineage: Eukaryota; Metazoa; Chordata; Actinopteri; Syngnathiformes; Syngnathidae. The record is from RefSeq and is a predicted model, not a curated record. The coding region runs from base 541 to 2754 and encodes 737 amino acids. Gene Ontology annotation, molecular function: GTPase activator activity. Gene Ontology annotation, cellular component: cytoplasm; plasma membrane. Gene Ontology annotation, biological process: regulation of small GTPase mediated signal transduction; activation of GTPase activity. The transcript has 23 exons.
CAAGUCGGGAGCAAAUCGGCAGCAGUCACAGAAGGAGAGGAAGGAGAGCAUGUUAGUGAACGAGGGAGAGGAGGGGAGUCAGAAGACGGCAGAGAGAUGCAAUGCCACACGGUCCCGUGAGGCUGCCUGCUGCAAAACUCUUCGUUCUCCCAUUAAACGACACGUUUUGUUCUGGAAGAUCAACACAUUGAUGCAUUGCAGGAGCUGGGAAUGCAGACAGUUCACCUUGGACUGAAGUCUAGGGAACAACAGUACCAACUUGGACCUUUUGGGAUUACUACCAACUAAGUAGCCUGCCUCAGAGAGCAGCAUAGGAUCGGACGGCUGUUCAAACCAAAAGUGGACAGCCUCAAUUGUCUUGUACAAACUUACCAUAUGUCUCUGAAAAAGAGAUUGUUUUAAGAUUUAAGGUUCUGACUUUUACAGCUCGCACUGGAAGCCCGAAAGGCCACGACCAAGCUGUCCCAUUUGCCCAGUAGUCCCGGAAACAGCGUGACCUUGGACCAACUGUCACCUGAAUCCACCCUGGAGGCGCCCAGCAUGUCUCAGUCCGGAGGGCGCUUGAAUAACAAGAAAGCUGGCAUUCGGGCUGCAGUGAUCCUGAUUGGACUCCUGCACAAGUCUCGUAAAGCCAAGGAGAAGGAGAAGGAAAAAGAGGAGUGUGAAGGGAAACAAGAGCUAUUGAACAUCUCUCACGUCCCGCAAGGAGAAUGUCCCCCAUCACCACCCCGCACCGCUCCCCCCAGCAUGAAGUCUGCAGAAUUCUUCGAUAUGCUGGAGAGGAUGCAGGUCCCUAGAGUUGAAGAGACCAAAAAGUGGAAGGAUGACUACAUUCCUUACCCACGGAUAGAAGAUGUCCUGGAGAAAGGUGGCCCGUAUCCCCAGGUAAUCUUGCCACAGUUUGGUGGCUAUUGGAUCGAGGAUGUAGAGGCACCAGCUGGGACACCCUCCUCUUCAGAGUCCAGUUUCUGUGAAGAGGAUGACGGAGGAGAGGGCAUGAGUCCUGGUGAAGGACACAGCUACCGUCUGGAGUGCAACAGCACAGCCCACGCCUACCGCAAACACUUUCUGGGCAAGGAGCACAUGAACUACUAUUGCACUGGCAGCAGCAUAGGGAAUCUCAUCAUGUCCUUGAAGCAUGAAGAGGCUGAAGGGCAAGAAUUAUUGCGCAUCAUGCUCAGAUCAAGGACCAAAACAGUCCAUGAUAGGAUAUCGUUAGCGGGCAUUAACCAGCUUCCCAGUGUACCUCAGAUUGCAAAACUUCUGUGUGACGAUGCCACAGGGUUGAAGUUCAACCCGGCUCUUUACCCUCGAGGAUCGCAGUUGAUCGUAGCUUAUGAUGAGCAUGAGGUCAACAACACCUUCAAAUUUGGAGUAGUCUACCAAAGGUUUGGACAGACAUCUGAGGAAGAGUUGUUUGGGAACAAUGAAGAGACUCCAGCUUUCAAGGAGUUUCUCAGUGUCCUGGGGGACAACAUUGAACUUCAGGACUUUAAGGGAUUCCGUGGAGGGCUGGAUGUGUCCCAUGGACAGACAGGGAUUGAAUCUGUCUACACAGUUUUCAGACAAAGGGAAAUUAUGUUACAUGUAUCAACCAAGCUUCCUUUCACUGAUGGUGAUGUCCAGCAGCUUCAGAGGAAAAGGCACAUAGGAAAUGACAUUGUGGCAGCAGUUUUCCAAGAAGAGCCUACACCCUUUGUUCCUGACAUAAUUGCCUCCAACUUUCUGCACGCCUAUGUGCUGGUUCAGGUUGAAAAUGCAUGUACGGAGAACACAAUUUACAAGGUGUCUGUCACUGCAAGGGAGGAUGUACCUCUCUUUGGGCCCCCACUCCCGAACCCAGCUGUCUUUAGAAAGGGCCCAGAGUUCAGAAACUUCCUGUUGACAAAGCUGAUCAAUGCGGAAACCGCCUGCUACAAAUCUGACAAGUUCGCCAAACUAGAGGGUCGAACACGAGCUGCGUUGCUCGACAACCUUCACGAUGAGCUUCACAGACAAAGCCAGGCCACUCUGGGUCUCAGCCAAACUGAAGAGGAAGACAAGCUGGAGAAUGGGGGACAUGGCGGUCUUCUGGAGUCAUUCAAGAGGGCCAUGCGUGUGAGGAGUCACUCAAUGGAGACUGUGGUGGGCUCUAAUCGCCUUAGGAGCCCCGGUGGUGGAGGGGGGGUCCCAGCCAGUUUAAGUGGCGGAGCAAUGCCACAGAGCACCAGUGAAUGUACGAAGAGCACCUACAAUCCUCCAGCAUUGUCAGCCAAAUCUUCCCUAAAGAGCCCAGUGAAAAGGCGAUCAGGACUUUUCCCUCGUCUCCACUCCAGCAUCGAAACUCCGACCGACAAAUGCACUCGAAGUGACCAAAAGGCUACAGAGAUCUGCUCACUGUCCCAGGAACUAAGGUCAGAGACAUUAUCCAACCCCAGCUCACCUGAGAUCUGCCCUAACAAAGAAAGACCUUUCAUUAAACUGAAGGACAGCGCAGGCAGCAGGCCGAACAUCUCUCGGUCUUCAUCGAGCACCAGCAGCUUCGGCAGCAUUACAGGAGAUCCAGAAGCUUUGGAAGACCUAGAAACAGCUAGCCAUCCAUCCAUAGCAUCAUCCUCUGCCUUUAGUCCUUCGAUCAGCAUUGAUAGCCCGGGGUCAGGAACUCCCAUCAUAAUGUGCCGCAGUUCUACAGAUGGGAAAAAUAAGACAUCACCGAGGUCCAGCUUGAAGUUCAAAUUUGACAAAAUGAGCCACUCAUCCACAAAUUCGGAGUAAUCUGAUGACCAGACUUGAGAGGGCCGGGCCUGUGCGGGGUGAAUGGAGCUGUGCAAAAUACAAGGACGCUUUCAAAACCAAAUUAUUGUAGAACCACUUCCCGAAGCCAUGGAUAAUCGAGCAAGACUAGCAAGGGCAGCAUAGUCCCCAAAAUAACUGGCAAUACUGUGAGUGUACAGUGCGGAACCACUUUUGAUGGGUUCUUUUUGACGAGACUUUUGGCAGACAGAAAGUAGUUCAUAUUUUACCGAUGUUCGGUGCAGUUAUGUGGUAAAUUGCUCAUAUCACAUUAACAAACCCUGGCCACGCUGAAAUACUGUGAGUGUUGGGCGAGCUAGACUGUGUCCAAAGUUUAUAGUCUGUGUUGGCUUAACACUGUACCCUUGUUGAAUAGUAACAUGAGCUAAAAACCUUUUGAAGGUUGUACUUUUUAGCUUGUCGGCUGCUGGCCAGUUAGGAGCUUCAGGCGUUCCCCAUGUCUUUAAAUGGUCUGGGAACAGAUCCUAUUAAAAUAAAACCAUAUGUUUAGUAGUGAGGUAUUGGAGGUCUAAUGUGUAUUUGUGUAGGAUUUGAGUUGUGUAUAUGAAAUUGUUCUUUUUUUAUUACAGAAAUUUUUGUUACCUUGCUAGCUGCCGCACGGUGAAUGCUGCUGGAGUUCAGUCAACCCGCGUAAUAGCAUUUCUGCAUUUGUCAAGACGUCAAAUUUCUGAAUUCAUGUGCUUGGCUCGCCACAAAAUGAUGUGCAGUACAUGAUACUGCAUAAACAUUUCAGCAAGAUUUUAUUCUCCAGUCAUAGCUGCGUGUUACUUUCAUUGUGUGCCAUGAUGAAAAUCUAACAACCACAUUUUUUAAAAAUAAGAUUUUGCACGUCAGUAUAUUUAAACAAAAUAUAUUUCAUCCUCCGAUACAUCCCAUAGAUGCUUCCAUACGUUUUCUGCACCACUUAUGUAUGAUAUAAAUUAUAUUUUCCUGUCAUGACUUGAAAAAGGCUGAAUGAACCUUUAAACCAGUUUUGGCAAAAACACACUGAAUGUGAAGUUGAAGUUUUUCUUUGUUUGUUGUUGUUUUUCUUAUGAAGUCCAUUACAUGUGCAAUGCAAAGGUAGUCGCUUACAUGCACAACAAGGCAAGACUAGUUUAAAGUACUGGAUGAUGGGACAUCAAUUUGACAAAAGGAACCGAGGAAAAAGACUGAAGAAUAUCCAUAUCUCCUGUGACCAAAGUAAAUCCGUCCUUUGGAAGGUUUUUCUUGUUCUAACUUUUUGGAGGAAUGUUCUUUUGACAGAAUGAAUUUUCAGGCAUCAUUUUUAUUUAUGUAUGACUGAGGGGGAAGUUGAUGUCCUGAGUGAUUAUAUAGACGAAAGAAAACAAGGAAACAUAAAUACAUAUUUAUAAAUAUUAUUGUCGUUUAAUUUGCAGCAGCCGAAAUGCCAUGCAGCCUUUUCACUGUUAAUAUACUUAAUUUAUUAAAUGAUAAUUUUUUUAGUAUUGUAAAAAAAAAGAAAGGUACACAAGCAAAUAAAAUAACGAGAAUAAAUAUAUGAAUUUUAAUGCUGUCUAAAUAUGUAAAUGUAUAUUUCGUUACGUAAUGUGAAAUUUAUUCAAAUAAAAUGUAUUUUGUGUCA